GGGAGGUUAAAUGCCCAUCUAAAGGGUCCUGACAGCAAGACGACGAGGAAGAACGUUUGGUUUCGCUACGGGAGCGUCAACUUGUCGGCUCCCGUUCCCCAGCAUGAUUAGCACGGAGACAUAAACGUGAGCACGAAGAAAGGCCGAAGCUUCCGGCGGCUUUGCCAAAUCUGGAGGCCAGGGGGGCGACUUCUGGGUUACCUCUUGCCGUCCGAGCGGGCGCAAACAACGCGGCCAAAAGGGUAUUUAAGGCUCCACACUGACCUGCAAACUAACAGCAGACACAUGCGGGAAGCAAGAUGGAGGCCGGAGAGGAAGACGGAAAUGAUGUUGGCGGAAAGAGAGGGGUGUUCAAGAGUGUGACGUCCCGGGGUCACGUGACCAAGCCGGCCGUAUAAACAGGCCCGGAUGGUCCGCCCCCUCCCGGAUUCACCUCGGGCCCCACUGCGGCGUUCAGCGUCUCCCUGCUCGGCCCGGCUAGUCCCCGGACGCCGAGCCACCUGGAAGCAUAUGGACAUAGCGGGACAGACAGGCUCUCGUCUCCCAUUCGAGUCCCCCGUCACUCACCUUCUCCUUCCUCCUCCUCGUCACAUGAGUUUUGUCGAGGGAGGGGGUCACGGCGGCUCUUCCUCAUCCGGCCUCGGUGGACCCAGGCGGGCGUGAGAGCCAUGACUCUGAGCUCAGAGAUGUCGGAUGCCUCCAUCCUCUCGGAAGAGACCGACAUCGACGUGGUGGGCGAGGGAGGGGAGGCCGAGCACGGACGCUCCUACUCGGACGGCAUCCUUGUGCAGGGCGGCUCUCCUCCUCCGCACACUCCACCUCCACCUCAUCCUCCUCCGUGCCUGGACAGCUCCGCGUCAGGGCGGGACGCCUACAAGCCGUCAGCGGGCAAGAACCCCCUGGUGAAGCCGCCUUACUCGUACAUCGCCUUAAUCACCAUGGCCAUCCUGCAGAGCCCCAAGAAGAGACUCACCCUCAGCGAGAUCUGCGACUUCAUCAGCAACCGCUUCCCGUACUACCGGGAGAAGUUCCCGGCCUGGCAGAACUCCAUUCGGCACAACUUGUCCCUCAACGACUGCUUCGUCAAGAUCCCCAGGGAGCCCGGGAACCCCGGCAAGGGCAACUACUGGACCCUGGACCCGGAGUCGGCGGACAUGUUCGACAACGGCAGCUUUCUGCGGAGGAGGAAACGCUUCAAGCGGCAGCAGACGCAGGACUUGCUGCGGGAGCAUAGCGGCUUCCUCCCGGCGGCGGCUGCGGCGGCGGCUGCUGCCGCGUACGGCUACGGAGGCUACGGCUGUGGAGGGUACGGCCUCCAGCUGCAGUCCUACCACACGCACUCGGCACUGUUGGCCUUCCAGCAGCAACAACAACAGCAGCAGCAGCACUCCAGACACACCGGGACCAUCAUCCCCGCACCCUCCAUCAUGCCCACCGGCACCUCCACGGACAGAGCCAGGACCAGGUUCUGCCCCCAGCUCGGCUCGGGUCUGCAGGGUGUGAACAAGUCCAGCUCCCCGGUCCAGAGGUCCCCCUUCUCCAUAGAGAGCAUCAUCGGGGGAGGCUCGCCGAGCCCCUCCAGGACUUCCCCGGUCGUCGUGCCGGUGCUGCCCACCUCGCUGGGGCCUCAGCAGCACCCAGGAGCCGUUUUACACCCUCUGGAGAACUUCCCCGGCCGGGUGGUGAGUUAAAGUGCUGCGAGAGAGACUGAAAAACACAAAGACACAAAUAAAGCGAAGGUAGGAUUAUUUUUGUAUGUUUAUUGGACGGACAGCUUGAGAAGAUAUUUAUGUUAAUUCUUUGACCUUCAAUCAGGACGUGUUGACCUUGUCUGCUCUCAGGAUUUAUAAUGAUCACAUGUUGACAAAAAUAAUCAUGGAUUUGUGGCAAACACGUGUUUUUUAUUAUUAUUAUUAUUAUUAGUUUGGCAAAUCUCACCAUUUGGAAGCUUUUUUGAUUUUAAACUUUGUAAUAAAAAACAAAAAGAGUAAAAAAAAGUCAUACAUUUAUAAUAUGCAGUGUGUGUUUAUUUCAGUAAUAAAAAGUGAACAUUUUUG
Molecule: messenger RNA, 2057 nt
Organism: Doryrhamphus excisus (bluestripe pipefish)
Lineage: Eukaryota; Metazoa; Chordata; Actinopteri; Syngnathiformes; Syngnathidae
Source: RefSeq, a predicted model, not a curated record